Molecule: messenger RNA, 2097 nt
Organism: Suillus clintonianus
Lineage: Eukaryota; Fungi; Basidiomycota; Agaricomycetes; Boletales; Suillaceae
Exons: 17
Coding region: 1-2097 (698 amino acids)
Source: RefSeq, a predicted model, not a curated record
AUGUCACCCAGCAAUAAUACAGGUUCCAGUCAGCCCGCCAGGAGUGAACGAGGUGCAAAAAAAAGAGCUAUGGAGAAUGCAGUCUGGAUGACUACAAGACCACAGCGGCAGCGCCCAGCUCCAGAAAAGCCCACUGUGAUGAAGAAAACAACUGCACAAAGGAAAGCUCACGUGUCUGUAACCAAGCAUGGCCGCCACGAUGGUGGUGUAGCACAAGUUACUAGUAGUCGGCCCGAUACCCCAGAUGAGAUCCUAGGGCUUGCAGCUAAAAAGUGUCGAGUCGUGGGUGAAACAUCUAAAGGAAAAGCAAAUACUAAGAAGCACCGAGUCACCGAACCAUAUGCAGAUUCCGAUAUCGAUGUCGAUAUCGAUGAAGGCCUCAUGAGCACUGUCAAGCACACGCAAAAGAAAGGAAAAGAAAAGGAACUAUGGUCACACACCUCCCAACCAAUCGACAAUGAAUUUUCAAGCGACGAACCUGUCGAUGAGAUCUCUGAUUCUCGACCUAGUCACAAUGACUCGGAGAAGGACAGCGAGGAGGAGGAAAUUGAAGACAACUUGGAGGAGCCCAAGUCCUUAUCAGCCAAAACACCAGUGUUUGUUUCGAGGUCAAAGGCAGAACAGACUGACCUCCCUUUGACCCAACCCACCUGGCCUCGUACAACUACCUCGAAGGAGCUGAUGCAGGUGGCUCAACCAUUCCCCUUUCCGUCGGCUCAACCAAGGGCUACCAAGAAAACAAAAUCUAAGUCUGCGCGUGAUCGUAAACGAGCAGAUGAGACACCUGUUUGGGCAGAUACUCAAGUCGUCGUGUCAGAUGAGGAACAUGAGCCCAUCAUGGUGUUAGACGACUCCGAGGAGGACAACCCAGAUCACUCUAGAAGGCCCACACUUGUAUGGACAGACACUGAUAUUGACACCCGUCGUGUGGUCCAAAGAGCGAUCUUGGAGGCAAAAGUUCACUUGACAUUUGUCAACGGCUAUCCGGAGCUCACCGAGAAGAGCCUGUUUACGCGGGACGCACUCUUAACAGCAGCUCGCGCCUGCAGUGUCCUGCCCAUCAAGGAUCGCCUCAAGUCUGAUGACUCGUAUGUGACAGCUCUCGCCACGCUGAUUGAAGCCCGAGUGCCACUUUUCCGCACUGAAUUAAAAGACGACGCUUGUGCUCAAGUGACGUCAUACUAUCGUCUUGGCCCUGAUUGUGUCGACACUGCGAAGGCUUUGCUGGUCAACCACGUCUACCAUUAUGAACAGCAUUUCAAUGAGAAGAACGACCCCAUUCCACAGCCAAAAAAGCCAUACUUCGCUGAUAUCUUACCAUAUCUAAUGAAGGGGCGCUACUUCAAUGGGCUAAAGUCAGUUGGCAUGAAAUUUUCAGACCGUUUCAAGGAGAUUGCGCAAAACAAGGCCCAGCGGCCCGAAGUUACAAUUCCAAUGGUCGCCUUAACGAGUACUUCGGUGUAUGCUGCACUCUUCUGGAAGGCUAAUGGAUCUCCAUCGAAAUUCAAUUUUACUGGCAAUCUAUUCAGCGAGGUCUACUUUUUUCAUGUGAAAUUUCUUGAAGACAUGAAGGUGACAGCGCCGCGCAAGUUUCACAAGAUGAUGGCUGACAUUUUCGAGGCUAUCCAGAACCGUCAAAAUAAGAUCCUUGAUGACUUGAGUAAGAUCUGGUGGGGCAGUAAAAAAGGAUUCGCUGACAGACAGACUUCAAUCGGGGUCGGUCUACUGCCGAUGCCUCUUGUGUGGUCUGCCAUUAUGACCAUGCUGGCCACAGUGGAUAUUUCUUCUGCCAAAGACGACCAGGGUAAAUUAAUCGACUUCACCCGAAGUUCGCGGCGAGAGUGGUUCGGUGCUUGGCUUCCCCAUGUCAUUCUAUCCCCCAGAGGAGGAGUAAUCGAUCAGGUACUUCCUGCUAGUGUACACCAGGCUAGCACUAAGCAGAUGCGACAAAAGAAACGUGUCAUUUGGGCUUCGGUCACCUCUGUCUCACUGUCGUGUCGAGGGUUCUGCGACGUCUCGGUGAUAGUGUGCCCGACGGCGGUGCACUGCCGACUGGAGCCAGCAACGACCAUCAUCCUCACCGCAAACCUUGCGUAA